AUUAAUUCACAACAGAAACCCCAAAAGCCUUACUCUUAGGUUUCCCCACUCACUCAGACUUCGAUCCUCCUCUCGUCGACGCCGUCCACAAACAUCCGACGUAUCCUCGCCGCAAAUAUCAGCAAAGAGUUGACAAAGAAUGGAGUACGUAAACCCUGAAGGUCUUCGGUUAGAUGGUCGACGAUUCAAUGAGAUGAGGCAAAUCGUAGCUGAAGUUGGAGUGGUUUCCAAGGCUGAUGGCUCUGCUGUUUUCGAGAUGGGUAACACAAAAGUAAUAGCAGCUGUUUAUGGCCCAAGAGAGAUUCAAAACAAGAGCCAACAAAAGAAUGGUCAUGCAUUGGUGCUUUGUGAGUAUAGUAUGGCUCAUUUUAGUACUGGUGAUCGUAGAAGACAGAAAAACGACAGGCGAUCAACAGAGCUAUCUCUUGUCAUCCGUCAGACAAUGGAAGCUUGCAUAUUAACCGAACUGUUGCCUCAUUCUCAGAUUGACAUUUUCCUUCAGGUCCUACAAGCUGAUGGAGGAACAAGAUCAGCUUGUAUCAAUGCUGCGACGCUAGCUCUCGCAGACGCUGGGAUUCCGAUGCGUGAUCUCGCUGUAUCCUGCAGUGCUGGAUACUUGAACAGUACUCCACUUCUUGAUCUCAACUAUGUCGAAGAUAGCGCUGGAGGAGCUGAUGUAACUGUCGGCAUUCUACCUAAACUAGACAAAGUCACACUCCUUCAGAUGGAUGCAAAGUUACCGAUGGAAACAUUUGAAACGGUGUUUGCGUUGGCUUCCGAAGGCUGCAAGGCGAUUGCAGAGAGAGUACGCGAGGUACUUCAAGAAAACACCAAACAGCUAGAGUAUCGUCGUGCUUCAUAAACUUCAGAGCUAAUGUACCAAAAGAUUUUUGUCAAUGAGUUUGUUAAAUGUUGCUUCUAACUUUCCCAAACUCAAAAGUUAGUAAUGCAAAAGACAUGCUGUUUUUGGUUAA
This is a messenger RNA of Raphanus sativus (radish), 974 nucleotides long. Its product is annotated as exosome complex component RRP41 homolog. Gene Ontology annotation, biological process: poly(A)-dependent snoRNA 3'-end processing; nuclear mRNA surveillance; U4 snRNA 3'-end processing. NCBI's taxonomy places the organism in Eukaryota, Viridiplantae, Streptophyta, Magnoliopsida, Brassicales, Brassicaceae. Bases 140 to 862 code for a protein of 240 amino acids. The record is from RefSeq and is a predicted model, not a curated record. Gene Ontology annotation, cellular component: nuclear exosome (RNase complex); cytoplasmic exosome (RNase complex); nucleolus. The transcript has 10 exons.